Molecule: messenger RNA, 519 nt
Organism: Quercus robur (English oak)
Lineage: Eukaryota; Viridiplantae; Streptophyta; Magnoliopsida; Fagales; Fagaceae
Exons: 1
Coding region: 1-519 (172 amino acids)
Source: RefSeq, a predicted model, not a curated record
AUGGCGGGAGAGCCUAGGAAAUGCAACCCGAACUUAUAUUGUCACUAUCAUCAGGAUCAUGGGCACACGACAGAAAAUUGCAGGAAUUUAUGGAACCAUUUGGAGCAAUUGGUCCGAGAGGGGAAAUUGAAGCAGCUCUUGCAUCAUUCCAGUGGUAGGGUAAGCCAAGCAGGCUCAGAAGUGCGUGGGGACGCUUCUUCAAGACUCCCCCUUGGUACGAUCAACGUUAUUUUUGCUGCCCUAGGGAGAACUAGAUCUUGCCCUUCUAGGGUACUGUCGGUGUUCCGACCUCCGGCCGAGGAUCAUUGCCAAGCGUUGAAGAGAGCCAGGGUGGACGUCCCCCUGAUUCUGGGCUUUUCUGAUGAGGACAAGGUUGGAACCAUACAGCCCCAUGAUGAUGCUCUGGUGGUCACGCUGAGAAUUGGUGAGUAUGAUGUCAAAAGGGUGAUGAUUGAUCAAGGUAGUGCUGUGGAUAUAAUGUACCCAGAUUUGUAUAAAGGGUUAGGUCUGAAACCAUAG